Molecule: messenger RNA, 558 nt
Organism: Suillus paluster
Lineage: Eukaryota; Fungi; Basidiomycota; Agaricomycetes; Boletales; Suillaceae
Exons: 4
Coding region: 1-558 (185 amino acids)
Biological process (GO): RNA processing
Cellular component (GO): cytoplasm; nuclear exosome (RNase complex)
Molecular function (GO): RNA binding
Source: RefSeq, a predicted model, not a curated record
AUGACAUCUGAUAUCUUACUCCCAGGACAACCAGUCCCCCUCCCUCGUGGUCCUGCACCAAACCUUGGAGGAGGUUUAUACCUAAAAGAUGGACAGGUUAGAGCGAGCCUUGUCGGUGUCGCACAGUACGAAGGACCUACCUUGGCAAUAUCUCACGUACGAUCACAUCCUCCCGCAGCAAAUUCGGUCGUGCUAGGGACCGUCACUCGCUUGUCGCCUUUACAGGCCAUGGUGUCCAUUUCAGUCGUUGAUGGUGUCCCUCUUCCUGCCGGUGAAGAAUUCAAUGGUGUCAUACGCACUCAAGAUGUCAGAGCAACAGAGAAAGACAAGGUGAAGAUCAGCGACUGCUUUCGUGGAGGAGAUGUCGUCAAGGGUAUAGUGAUAUCUCUGGGUGAUGCUCGGAGUUACUACAUCACCACUGCACGCAACGACCUCGGUGUUAUCUUUGCCAACAGUGAAGCUGGCGCGUCGAUGGAACCUGUGUCAUGGCAAGAGAUGAGGUGUCCCAAGACAGGACGAAUAGAAAAGCGCAAGUGCGCAAAACCUGAAAAUUUAUAG